Pungitius pungitius (ninespine stickleback) is the source of this 914-nucleotide messenger RNA. Its product is annotated as chymotrypsin-C. NCBI's taxonomy places the organism in Eukaryota, Metazoa, Chordata, Actinopteri, Perciformes, Gasterosteidae. Bases 48 to 851 code for a protein of 267 amino acids. The transcript has 8 exons. Gene Ontology annotation, biological process: proteolysis. Gene Ontology annotation, molecular function: serine-type endopeptidase activity. The record is from RefSeq and is a predicted model, not a curated record.
GGUAUAAAUAAGUCACAAGUUUCCCUGCAAAGGGUGGAGGUACAGACAUGAUGAAGUUUGUCGUUUUUGCUCUCUUUGUCGCUGGUGCCUACGGGUGCGGCCUGCCCACCUUCCCCCCUGUGGUGACCAGGGUGGUUGGAGGAGAAGAUGUCAGGCCUAACAGCUGGCCCUGGCAGAUUUCCCUGCAGUACAACCGACAGGGAGAAUGGAGACACACCUGUGGAGGUACUCUGAUCUCCAACCAGUGGGUCCUCACCGCUGCUCACUGUAUCAGCAAAGACAAGGAGUACAGAGUGGCCCUGGGAAAGCACAGCCUGGUACAAACAGAGGAGAGUGAAGUGUUCAUGGGCACCGCUAACAUUGUUGUUCAUGAGAAAUGGAACCCUUUCUUCAUCCGUAAUGACAUCGCACUGAUCAAGCUGGAGUCCCCCGUCACCUUCUCUGACAGCAUCAUGGCCGCCUGCCUCCCUUCUGCUGGCUUCCUCCUCCCCCACGACGAGUCCUGCUACGUCACCGGAUGGGGCCGCCUCUACACCGGAGGUCCCAUUGCUGACAUUCUACAGCAGGCCCUCCUGCCCGUGGUGGACCACGCCACCUGCACCAAGCCCGACUGGUGGGGAGCUCAGGUCAAGGACACCAUGGUCUGUGCCGGUGGAGAUGGAGUUGUGUCUGGCUGCAACGGGGACUCUGGCGGCCCUCUGAACUGCCAGAAUGCCGACGGCGCCUGGGAGGUUCACGGCAUAGUCAGCUUUGGUUCCGGUCUCAGCUGCAAUUUUGCCAAGAAGCCCACCGUCUUCACCCAAGUCAGCUCCUACAUCGACUGGAUCAGCUCUCAAAUGGUGGCCUAUUGAGUGAGCAGGCGCAAGGGAUCAAUGCACAAUGUAAAAUAAACAAAAUGUGGAAUUGCAAAGAAA